CAUAUUGUCGAUCCAGCAGAAAAGCCCGAGAGUGCCUGGACAUUGCCCAACACCUUCUCCUCAGGAUCGGGCUUCCGAAUGCUUUUCCCAACUGGUGACCUUGGUUUCGUUUCGCCUAGCAACGGUCAACUGUACGUGUGCGGACGUUGCGAUGACGCGGUGAAGGUGAAUGGGGUCAAAUGCAACCUCACCGCUAUAGACAACUUUCUGACAGGCGUAAUUGAUGAUGUAAUAAGUAAUCCUGGCUCCCAAAAUCAACAAUUCGCUCCUCUGCGGGCCACCAUCACACUACUGAUUGAGAGCAGCCAACGCAAAGCACAGCUUGUGUGCUUCUACACGCGAAAUGAUGGCAGUUUAACAGAGGCACAGGGAGGAAGUUUUACUAAUUUGGAUCUCGCAAAGCUGAUCGGUGGUAACCUGCCCUCUUUUGUGAACGUCAAAGUUGUGCAGUCAUUUAUUCUUGUUCAAGGAAUUGAAAUCGCUCGAACAAAUAUUAUAGAAAUACAGUAG
Messenger RNA from Dibothriocephalus latus, 510 nucleotides. The record is from the annotation of a GenBank genome assembly. Lineage: Eukaryota; Metazoa; Platyhelminthes; Cestoda; Diphyllobothriidea; Diphyllobothriidae.